CCAGGCUGACAUUCAGCUCCUGCCAUGAAGCUUCUGAACAUGGCUGGAUUCUUCGCUCUGGUGCCCACUUUGGUGUCAGCUCUGGAGCCCAUCACCACCUCACUUGCUUUCUGCGGGGCCGCGGUCAUGUGGCAGCUCUUCUCCCCUGCCUCCUGGCUCAAGUGCCGCUUCCUGGAGUGCUGCAAUAUGAAGGACACCCUGGACAUCCCAGCCCUGCAGAUGGCCUUGGAACAGAAAGUCUUUGGGCAGCACCUCGCCACCCAGGUGGUUCUGAAAGCACUGAACACGUACUCCAGAGACAAACAGCCCAGGAAGCCCCUGGUGAUGUCCUUCCAUGGCUGGACUGGCACUGGCAAGUCCUUUGUCAGCAAGAUCAUUGCACAGAACCUGUACCAGCGUCACGAAGCAAGGAGGAGAUUCGUCCAUCAGUAUGACGCAGUCUUGCAUUUCCCACAUGCUGAACAUAUAAAGCAGUAUAAGGAGCAGCUGCAGAAUUGGAUUCGAGGGAAUGUCAGCGUCUGUCCGAGGUCGCUUUUCAUUUUCUCUGAAAUGGACCAGAUGCCGCAUGGUCUGAUUGACUCCAUCAUGCCGUACCUCAGUGAUCGCGAGGCUAUCAAUGGCGUCUACUACGGCAAGGCCAUCUUCCUCUUCCUGAAUAACGCAGGAGGGGAUAAAAUAACAGAGGUGGCGCUCGAUCAUUGGAGGAGGCAGAAGGGAAGAGAAGAAAUUCCCCUGACGGACCUGCAGUCUAUGCUAUCUGCCGAGAUUUUCAAUAACAGGAACAGUGGUUUUUGGAAUAGCAAGCUGAUCCAGAAGAACCUGGUAGAUUAUUUCAUCCCUUUCUUGCCCCUGGAAUAUAAACAUGUGAAAGAGUGCAUCCAAGAGGAGCUGCGCUACCAAGGCCACCAAGAAGAUGAAGACCUCGUCAUAAAGAUUGCCUUAGCAAUGUCCGACUAUCCCAGUGAAGAUAGAAUCUACUCUAGCAAAGGUUGCAAAACAGUGGCCUCAAAGGUGAACCUGGAUACCUAGAAAGGCCAAGUGCUCAAGGACAAGGAGGAAAAGAAAGCAAGUCUCUUUCUCCUUCUCCCACCAGUAUCUUCUCAGACUGUAAGCUUGUUGGGGCAGGGAACUUCCCUUUAACAUAUCUAAAGCCCGUGGCACACUGGGACUGGAGAGAGAAGAUAACUUCCUCAUCUCAGCAUAAUACAGUACAUCCUUUCCCUACCUUCAAAACAUGCUGCUGUAAGUAAAAUAAAAUUAAUAUGGUAUUUAUUCUUAACUAUC
This is a messenger RNA of Trachemys scripta elegans, 1284 nucleotides long. Its product is annotated as torsin-1A-like. The transcript is spliced from 5 exons. Gene Ontology annotation, cellular component: nuclear envelope; endoplasmic reticulum lumen; endoplasmic reticulum. The coding region runs from base 25 to 1029 and encodes 334 amino acids. Gene Ontology annotation, molecular function: ATP binding; kinesin binding; ATP hydrolysis activity. Gene Ontology annotation, biological process: protein localization to nucleus; nuclear membrane organization. The record is from RefSeq and is a predicted model, not a curated record. NCBI's taxonomy places the organism in Eukaryota, Metazoa, Chordata, Testudines, Emydidae.